AUGAGCGGUGAUUUUGUAUGGGCAAUUAAAAACGGAGAUCUCGAGCAGGUCAAAGAUAUCAUUGAGAAAAAGGCCGUUAAUGUGAAUGAAGAAGUCCAGGGACGUCCUCUAAUUUUGUAUGCUGCAGAUUAUGGCCAAGCAGAUGUUAUUGAAUAUUUGAUAUCUGUAGGAGCAGAUGUGAAUUCAAAGGACAAAUUUGGUAUAUCAGCUAUAUUAGCAGCAAUAUGGGAGGGACAUAGAGAUUGUGUGAAGUUGCUACUGGAUAAAGGUGCCAAAAAGGAUGGGGUUGCUCCUGAUGGGAAGACAUACUUGGAGUCCACAGAAAACAACGAAAUUCGGCAGUUACUUUUAGCCUAA
Molecule: messenger RNA, 357 nt
Organism: Phaedon cochleariae (mustard beetle)
Lineage: Eukaryota; Metazoa; Arthropoda; Insecta; Coleoptera; Chrysomelidae
Source: the annotation of a GenBank genome assembly